This is a messenger RNA of Paramacrobiotus metropolitanus, 1563 nucleotides long. RefSeq lists its product as uncharacterized. Gene Ontology annotation, biological process: G protein-coupled receptor signaling pathway. The record is from RefSeq and is a predicted model, not a curated record. Gene Ontology annotation, molecular function: peptide binding; G protein-coupled receptor activity. The coding region runs from base 198 to 1262 and encodes 354 amino acids. The transcript has 2 exons. NCBI's taxonomy places the organism in Eukaryota, Metazoa, Tardigrada, Eutardigrada, Parachela, Macrobiotidae.
ACUUAUGAUCAAAGCGAUAGAAAAGAUAACGUUAUUCAAAAAUCUACUGUUACUACAAAGAUAAGUUCAUAACUCUUCGUCCUGGUGCGCGUUCUUGUAGAGCAUUAAAUGUUUAAUCAGUGGUUUACACUGCAUGUUGUUCCGUCACGCCACAGUUUUACUACGGGUCUCAAGUUGCAAAGAUACUGCCUGUAGAAAUGGAUCACUGCGUUGUUGAAAUGCAAGGCGAAGGCUGGAGUUAUCCGAGUGCUCUAGAAAUACCAGUUACUGAUGGUAGCCACUUGUCGAAUUUGGUUUUAGCUUUGUCCAUCGUCGUCAUUGUGCUGGACGUCUCUUGGCUUGGUGCAAUACUUCCUCACUCCCCCUUGCGAACUCAGAUAGGUGCUUUUUUAAUUUCCAACUGCCUCUGGGAUUUGUUCGUAGUUAUUUCAUGUACCUUCAUAUAUCUCCCCGCGGUUUGGAAUGAUAUUCUCGUCAGCGUGGUUGUGGGUCACAUAACCGUGAUCGCUAUUAUUCGAUAUUUAAAGACAUUCAAUACCGCUUUCUAUAAUCAGUGGAUCGGCAACAAAAAGGCUACAUGCUCUUUGAUAAUUUUGAUUCCUACUAUUUCAGCUUUUAUUAUUAUUGUUUUUGGAUGUAAUAAAAACAACGCAUCAUGGAGCCCCUAUAUAGACUUGAACAUUAUAAAUCCUUUCAUGCAUACUUCUGCGUUGUUUAUUGUGCUUGGACUUUACGGAAGGCUCAUACGUCAAAUGUAUCGGCGCGCUUCCCAUCUGAUCAUAUCAAGAGCGGUCAUUCAACGAGAACCACGUCCACUGGAACAACCUAUUCCCCAAGCGCAUUUGAAAAUUCGGAAAUUUCUUCAAAGCAAUGAUUUCAAAAUUACCCGGAUAUAUUUUACUGCGAUGCUGGUUGUACUUUCUCAUGUGCAUUUGAAGAUUCGCAAUUUCCUCGAAACCAAAGAAUACAAAGCCAGCCGAAUGUAUAUUGCAAUGACGUUGGCCGCAAUAUUUCCAGUGUGGCUGCAUUGUAUGAUUCGUUUUGCUGGCCUGGACCAAUUUCGAGAAAUCUUGUACUGUUUAAUGCUUCUGAACUCCUGCAUCAAUCCUAUUCUGCUGUUUUUGCUGAACCGCAAUUACCGAACUGGAUUUAAAUUAACGGUUAACCAAUUACCAUGUUCAGUUAACUUUCGCAGCAAAACAGGACUGACAAGUAAGAAUGCCCAAUGGGACGAGAUGGCGAUAGCUUUUGAGAGCAGUUAGAGGUUUUAUCCGGCGAGUCAAGAAUUAUGUCUUAGUUUUACGAAUUACAGUGCUAUUACGCGUAUAAAUAUUGUACGCUUAUGGAUAUAGUGUUUGUUAUUGAACCAUCCAGUUAUGAUUAAUUAUCGACUCCCCCAUUUCUAUUCUGUGUAUGCGCUUUAUACUUACGGUUAGUUAACAUGCUGCCUUUGGUCAAUUUUCUUAGCAUCUAGUCUUGUAGUACCCCUGUUAGCGCUUGGUUUGAUUUGAUUUUUAUACCUUGUCGCAAACCUCGUUCCGCAAUUGUAUGAAAUUCUGAAUA